This is a messenger RNA of Penicillium chermesinum, 2232 nucleotides long. RefSeq lists its product as uncharacterized. The record is from RefSeq and is a predicted model, not a curated record. NCBI's taxonomy places the organism in Eukaryota, Fungi, Ascomycota, Eurotiomycetes, Eurotiales, Aspergillaceae. The transcript has a single exon. Bases 1 to 2232 code for a protein of 743 amino acids.
AUGGCCAAACCUUCCCGUUAUCGCCAGGCCCGCGAGGACUCUACGACAGUCGACGACAUGAACCGCCCAGCCACCUCCAGCACGGCAAGCGAUACUAACCCCACCAUCGCCAGGAGCAUGUCGCGCUAUCGACGCAGAAGGCCUGGUGCUGAGAGCAGCCCCGCGAUCCCCGGGGCUGCGCUAGCAACUUCUCGCGUCGCGGUUCCAGCCUCCCGUCACGCGAGACACCAGUCGGACGCGGAGGAAGAGCACCUGCGAGAGAAACACCGCCUGGACGCUAUGGACCAACUGACCGGCGGAAACCCAAAAUCUCGCCCGUCGACGCGACCGCCGUCGAUCGAGAAGAGCGCCAGAAGGUCACUCACCACAGAAAACGGGACGUCAACGGUGCAAAGUCGCGAAACUACCCAAGAAUGCCGAGCCAAGCCAGAUCCUUCAACCGACCCGGCGGACCGCAAAUCCUUCUUUCAAAAAGUUGGCUUAGGAAAGCCCAAGGGCGCGUCAGCCAAAGACCAGGCUAGUCCCCGCUAUAUUGGGGUUGGCGGCGGUGGCAUUGUUCCAGGCACAGAUGCGCCUGUGUCGGCCGUUAACGCCGGCAAACGUCACGUUCUAGUGCAGUACGGCAAUGUGUCACUAUGGUUUCCCUUUACUCCCUCUACCCGGGCCUCCGACAUCCUUCGCUCGGCGUCCAAGACUCUGUCUUCUGAGAUAAACCCUGACACUUUCAUCCUGGUCGAAACUUUCCGCCAGAUCGGCCUGGAUCGACCUCUGCGCCGCUAUGAACACAUCCGUGAGAUCAUGAACUCCUGGUCUCAGGAUGCCGAUGGCAAUCGCCUUACAGUCAUUCCUCCGUCCAGCAUGGACAUCUAUGCCCGUCUGGAUGCGCAGCAUGUGCCUUUAGAAAGGCCUGGCGAGACUACCGUAUUAAUGUACUACUCUCAUCGGCCCCGAAGAUGGGACAAACGUUUCGUGACCCUCCGGACGGACGGACAGGUCACCAUGGCCAAGAAGGAAACCUCAAAAGACUCUACCAACAUUUGCCACCUAUCAGACUACGAUAUCUAUACCCCCAGUGCCCGAGCAGCCGCCAAAGACAUUAAACCACCGAAGCGAUUCUGCUUGGCAAUCAAAAGUCAGCAGAAAUCUACUAUGUUCCUAUCCACCGACAACUUCGUGCAUUUUUUCAGUACAAGUGACCGAGCGGUUGCUGACGAAUGGCACCACGCUGUACAGCAAUGGCGGAGCUGGUACCUGAUCAACGAACUUGGAGCCAUCCUACCAACGGAAGAAACGGCCUCUCCCAAAGGGACAUCCACGCAGAGACGGGGCGCUCAACGGCCGACCUAUGAAUCGCCCCUGGUGGAUCAAAUACCUGGAGAUGGGUCACCCCCUCUGCGAACGGCAGGGAUAUCACAAUCAACAAGCGCCCAAGACCUGUUCUCUCGCAAGAAAUCCACCCGAGAACACCCAGCGCCGCCGACAAAGCCUUUCCACGAGACAAUCGCCAUCAAUACCCGGGUAGAUAAACAUCCAGGGCCCGCGCCGCCGCUCCCGGGAAUGAGCCCCGAGGAGGAACCAGAGACGUUCUCUCCCACUGGGCUCUUAGGACGCACUUACACACAGCGCCGAGCCGCUAUGCAGGAACGAGAAGAGCGCGAAAAGCGGGAAAAGCAAGAUCCCUGGCUCUACCCCUCCGGCGCCAUGAUACCAGAGAUGCCCUCACAUCCAAACGGCGCGCCCACAGCUAAAGGGCCCCGCGGCCGAUCGGAAUCAAUCGGCCAAUCGAACAGACCCCUCGUCGACCUCACGCCUGUCUUCCGCGAACCCCCUCAACACACGCGCAAAGGCCGCGGUGUCACCAUCGAAGCAGGCCGGCAACUCAUCGAAGGAGCAACAGGCCCCGAUCUCACCCCGGGCGCGAUGCCCAUUCCCUCCGCGCAGGCAUGGCGGCGGCCCCCAGCGCCCCCGAUCCCAACCGACUCCUCGGCGAUGCCGAUGCGCUCCAACACAGUCCGCAGUACACGAUACGGCUCACAGCCCAAGCGGACGGACACUAGCUCCGCGGAUGCAAGUCCGGUUACGCCAGGGGGGCCUUUCAUUCCGAACACUCUGCUCGCGCCGUCUAAGCAACGGGCCGCUAGCUACGACCAGACGCCGAAGAGCCGGCGGGGUAUGCAAGAUAUCGCGCUUGAAAACCCUUUUGCCGAUGGGGGGCUGUUGCACCAGGCGUAA